CGUGACUUGGUCUGUUCGCUACGAGUCCGUUCUUAGAAUACUGAUGAAUCACGGUUCUCAUUCAGUUUAGAUGCGGUCAGAAACGACAUAUAAUUAUGAGGAACCUUUCCUUCAUUUGUUGGAUUUUAUUACUCCUGGACGUUUCUCCAUCUGGCCAUGUCAAAACCAAUGAUGAACACAACAUGGCAAGGAUAGAGCAAUAUUCUGGAAUGAAUGUGUUUGUUGCUGUGGCAGAUGGAGUGAAGACGGUGGUAGUGAUGGAGGGAGAUUCUGUCGUUUUAGACACUAACAUUACUGUAAUAAAGCAAGAUGAUACCAUACUGUGGAUGUUUGGAGAUGAUAACUCUAUUAUAGCUAAAAUGAACGAAGCGGCUGGAAUUUUCUCUGCCAAUGAUAAUGAGAGAUUCAGAGACCGACUGGAGCUGGUCAGACAGACUGGGUCUCUGAUCAUCAAAGAAAUCAGAACGGAACACACUGGACUUUAUCAACUAAAGAUAAAGAGCACAACUGAGAUCUCGAAGAAAUUCAGUGUUACUGUCCGUGAGCUCCCCCCGCGUUCACACUGGGAGACAACUGGUCCAGUGUUGGCAGGCAUUGUUGUUAUCUUAAUCCUGAUCGGAAUUGGAAUCUGUAUUGGGCUCAAGAUGGGUUGGUUUGAAAUAUGUUGGCCAUGUAAGAAGAGUGGUGAAACAACUCAAGUGCUAUACGAGGCAGCACCUAAACAAUGACCAACAGCAGUAGGUCAGUCAGUUCACAUUAAUAGAGUUUGAGAAUCAACCAUAUAGCACUGUGGAAAGAGUUAAGAAAUUUUUAUUAGAAAACAAAUAUAUAUCUAUCUAUAUAUAUAUAUAUAUAUAUAUAUAUAUAUAUAUAUAUAUAUAGGGAAAGGUGAAGGUGAUGCUUGCCAUUCAAACUCAUUGAUUAUCUUCAAACUAUGGAUGUAUAGCUACAUUAAUGUAUAAUGUACUUGACUGUAUGCUCAGUAAGGCCCACACAUGCAUUCACACGACAUGACCUCAUUCUGUGGUGCCUGCUGCUUUAGCUAUAUCUGCUGUGCAUACUAUGAGUGCUCCAGCUGACUUGAAAAACAAGUGAGAUUAUUAUUUCAACAAAUGCGAUGUGUGACCUCUAUUUCUGAUAGUACUGGGAUAUGUUUACAUGAAAACGGUGUAGUAAAAGCAGAAAUGUUUUCCUGCAUUAUGCAUGCCAGGCCUAGUUGGUGAUGCCCCUUUGUAAAGAAACACUACAUGUUUGAUUUGCUCUGAAUGCUUUCCAACUGAAUAGUUAUCUAGAAUAAAAAAAUGUAUGCUGUGGCGUUAAGGUUCAUCUUCAUUGGAAUUACUGGAAUAACCAAACCUGUUAAAUAGAACAUGGUGUCCAUGUACUGUUUGCUCCAAAUAUACAUUAUAUCUUUCCUCUGUGUUGUUCUGUCCAAUGUGAUCCAGUGUCUGAUUUGUUUUGUUGAUUAAGUUAUCUGUCGAAUACGUACUGUACAUAUAGACUUCUUUGGUUUGCUCUGAAAAAAAUAAAAAAAUAAAAA
This is a messenger RNA of Carassius auratus (goldfish), 1540 nucleotides long. RefSeq lists its product as uncharacterized. NCBI's taxonomy places the organism in Eukaryota, Metazoa, Chordata, Actinopteri, Cypriniformes, Cyprinidae. The transcript has 5 exons. The coding region runs from base 96 to 728 and encodes 210 amino acids. The record is from RefSeq and is a predicted model, not a curated record.